CAGCAGCAACCAACCACGGGUCCCGGCCGCCGGAGACAGUGCUAUAGGAAAAAUUUCCCAGUAGAGAGAGAGAUUUGUUAGCGGAAAAGUCGUGAGUCGAUAUCAGGAAAAAGGUAGCAGCGUGUGUGAAGGUCCGUGAGCACUGUCAAUUAUUCACCACCAGCGGGGUGACGACUUUGCAUACUUUGGCACUCAAAUAUUCGUAAUUUGCUGUCUUGUGAUAUUCACGGGAUCGGCGACGAGGAUGUCAGUAUUGAAUCAAAGCGGCGAGGAUGCGGUGGAAUGCCCUCUGUGUAUGGAGCCGUUGGAGGUGGACGAUCUAAAUUUCUUCCCGUGCACCUGCGGAUACCAGAUAUGCCGGUUCUGUUGGCACAGAAUCCGUACCGACGAGAACGGCCUGUGUCCCGCGUGUCGAAAGGCCUAUUCUGAAAAUCCGGCUGACUUUAAACCCCUUACCAAGGAAGAAAUAGCAAGAUUGAAAGCCGAGAAGAGGUUAAAAGAUCAACAACGGAAGCAGAGAGUUACAGAAAAUCGGAAACAUCUAGCAAAUGUGAGAGUAGUACAAAAAAAUUUAGUGUUUGUAGUAGGAUUACCAAUGCGGCUGGCAGAUGCUGAUGUUUUAAAGAAACACGAAUAUUUUGGGAAAUUUGGGAAGAUACACAAAGUCGUAAUUAACCAGAGUACUUCCUAUGCAGGGUCUCAAGGCCCCAGUGCUUCGGCUUAUGUUACUUAUCAACGUCAAGAGGAUGCGCUACGUGCUAUAGAGGCUGUGAAUAACAUUGUUGUGGACGGACGGACAAUAAAAACAUCUUUAGGAACGACGAAAUAUUGUUCGCACUUUAUGCGUAACCAAGCCUGUCCAAAGCCAGAUUGCAUGUACCUGCACGAUCUUGGGGACCAGGAGGCAUCGUUUACCAAGGAGGAGAUGCAUCAGGGUAAACAUCAGGAGUACGAGCGCAAGCUCGUGCAGUCGUUACAUGCACACGCGUCUUCAGUUCAACGAAAACCGACGCCAUCGCCACCUGUUACGGGCAGUAUUGUUAGGGAAAGUGGGACCGUAAAUUCGCAGACUAAAGAAGCAUGGCCGUCGUUGCAACCUGGACAGACAAAUAGUACACAAGGUAAAGAAAUAUUGCCACCUGCGCAAACAACUUCACAACACAGCAAUGUAACGAGCGGAAACGGCACGGUAGCUCAACAAAGUCACAUUUCCUCCGGGAUGUCUACGCAUCAACAAAACAACAAUAACAAGGGUGAAAGUGGUGUGGGUGUAAGGCGGGGUAAAAGUAAUAGCGAAAGUAAAGCGCAGGCAGCUCGGAAUAAACAUAAAAAUAGUCAAAAUAAAGAGAAGCACGGUACUCGUACGACGUCGCGAUCUGAAUCAAGCUCAAUCAACAACACGCAAAAUAGUUCACAGACGCAAAUUACUGGACAAAAGGACGUUAGAAACUUUUCCGCUGAUACGAACAGUGAAAUGUUGCAAAAAUUGGGUAACAAGUGUAAAAUGGAACAACAGCAGCUUCAGCCACAGCCACAACAAAUUAGCAACAAAACAUCAAAAUUAGUUCAAUUACAGUCUCACGAAGUUAAUGUAAAUGGUGCAUUUCAAAAUGGGGAACGUCGGCACUCGGACAGUGAAACGGAUCAACAGCGCGAAGGUAGCACGCCAGCGAGUACGAUCUCGAGCACAGAAGACUCGAAUGUAAAUCACCAAGCCGAGCACUUGGCUGAAUCAAGCGAGGAAAACAGUGGUGCUGUUCUUUUGGGUUCGUCUCCAGCUAGCACAAAUUCAUCACAAGGUGCCAAUCAACCACCGCCACCGGGGCUACACAAUGGAUCUCAAAUGCAACUCAAUCAUCGGUCGAUCUUUCAAGCGGACAAUAAUAGUUUCUUCAGUUCGAAUACCUUCCAAAAAAUACCAACUACCAACACCUCAAUGCCACCAAAUUCCCUCGCAGCAAACGCAAAUCUAGAUUGGACAAGCACAGGAGUGGCUACAAUACCCGAUUCCUUGCCGACGGUUCAUUCUAGUGAAGAUUGGCAGGCUGCUUUCGGCUUUCAACCCGAAUCAUCUCGAACGAACCACAUUAUAUCAAAAUCCAGUCCGUCUGAUUCACCGAGAGUAACAUUCAAUUCCGAGGGCUUUGUAGACGAAGAGGUUUAUAUAAAUGCACCUUACACCGCUACACUCGCAGAACCAUCAUCUGGUACCUUUACAUCUAACUUACUUGUAAAUUCACCCGCAUCUAAGUUUAUGGCAGAUUAUCAACAAAAUUCAUUACAACAAAGGCUUAAUAUACAGGCACAACAAAAUCAAGAGAAUUGUGAGUACAUAAAACAGAACGGCCACGCUACAAUCGAGGAAGUUCGGAAUCACUGUGACGCAGGCUCAGACGUUAAAGCGGACGACGAUUUAGGUUUCGAUCCUUUUCACGAAACGCAGAAAGCAUUAGCGGAACUUUUAGAAGACGAGAUGCAGGUGCAACAGCAGAAGAUAUUUCAGCAACAACAGCAACAGAGAGAAAGGGAGGAGCACACUAGGGUGCAGCAUCAACAAACUCUUGCGAGCCUUAAUCAGCAACACUUUCCGCAAGUUGCGCACAUAGCGCACUUGCAGCAACAAGCCCAGCACUUGCAAAAUCUACAGGUGCUUCAGUCGCAUUCCCUCUUGUCCCGUCUUCCGCAAAAUCUGUUACCAAGCGGUGCGCAGAGCCCUGCACAAGGCACUGUGACGGCUACCAGUUUAGGACAGCGCAGUCGACUCCCGCCACCGGGCUUUCCUGGUUCCACGCCAAAUCACAUGAACUCAUUCGGUCUCGGUAUACCACGACCAGCACCAACGAAUAGUGCCCUCUCUGGAGCGCAACCACCUCAGCAGAGUGCGUACCUUCCAAACGGAAGUCCGCUUCUCAGCACGCAAAACAUAGGCAAGUGCACGGGUGACGCGGUUUAUACCCUGAAAGAUUGGUGCGAAAUUAACAAUCAACAACAGCAGCAGCAGCAGCAACAACAGUUUCACCAUCAAGCGUUGCAUCAAAAAGGAUGGAACAAUUUCGGACCUAUCGCAGAUUGGACUUCGAUUGAUCCGGCUAUAGUUACUUCGUCUAGACCACUUCCAUUCCAAACUACCAACGCUUGGCAAUUUCCCCAUAUUCAUCCUUCUCAUGUUGUAGCCCACAACGCGCAACAGGAACAGAACGCACCUGCUCAACAUUGGGCGAUGCAACCACCACCCGGCUUUGCGGCACCCACGACCACAGGACAGUUGAAUAAUCCGCAGCCGAGCACGACCGCACAACCGCACACCAAGCUCAUCUCUGCAGGAUCAGAAAUCGAAAACCUAUAAGUCUAAUGCGUGAGGCGAACGAGUCGAGGCGUCAUAAUGUGUAUCCGGAUGUGGCAAGAUCAAAUCCAGCAAAUGAAAGAAACAAAAAAAAAAAGAAUACGACAGUCGAUAAUGUACGUUUUCCUAACGCUUCUAUUAAUCUCAAAGUUUUAUUUCAAAUCUCCAUUUAUUUGUGCGAGUUUAUUUACUCGAGUGAAAAACAAAUAUCGGAAUAAAGUAUGUGAGUUAAAUGCGUACUCCUCGAUGUAAGCGAAGAUUAUACGUCAAUAUAUCUUCCUCAUGAUAUUAUCAUUUCUGAAUUAUAGCAAAAUUUAUCAUAUUUAAGUCUGACUAUCGUUAUAAGCGAAGUUUAUGUAGGAUAUGAAAAAUAUUAAAAGGAUAAAUGAAUUAAGAUAUCAAGAAAUGAUUGCGAAUAUUUGAAAGUGCAUUUCCUUUCUGAAUUCUUAUUAAAGGAACAUUAUUUUUUUUUCCAUAAUUAAAAUUGAACAUUGAACAUCCUGUGUUUAUAAGCUUUGUGAGAUUAAAAAGACACACACACACGCACACACACACACACACAGCUGAAAACUAUUAGAAUGCAAAUGUAAUGAAACUUCUUGAAAUAUUAUUUACUUUUAUAUCUGUCAUAGUUAAAAAUGUGUUUUAAAUUAAAAGCUUUGUUAUCAUAUAUCCAGAAAUUCUAUUGUUAAAUCGAAAUGAAUUGUUAUACAUGUAUGUAUAUGUGUACCUAAUGGUACGGUACUAUUGAGAUCGCCUUAUAUAUACAUAUUUUGCUAUUUUAUAAUAUUGCUUUUAUCACGUUGAAAUGUAAUUAGUGCGUUUUAUCCAGUCGUUUUAAAAGAAAAGAAUUUCUUAUCAUUGAGCAGGAUGUAAUAUGACAUGAUUUUACUGUUGCUGCAGUAAAAUAAUAAGUAGAAUUUUAUUAUCUUUGCAUACACGUAAAUUUUCUUCGGAUGCGUCAACACACAUUUGUGAUAUUAUGGGGCACGAACUCGUUAUUUAGAAAAAUGAAAAGACUAAGAAUUAGGAUUUCCUAACUUAGCUUUGAUAAUCAUUUUAACGAAUAUCUUGAGUUGUGAAUCAAAUUGAUUGAAUACACAGGUCAUAUACAGGAUUAUCUGUAUUAAUCGAGAGAGAGACUAGCGAUAUUUCCAAUCUCGCGACAAGAUCGACGUUAAUGUAUCAAUAUCGAUUAUAAGGAAAACUACAGGUGACUGUUCGACAAAAAAAAAA
Messenger RNA from Wasmannia auropunctata (little fire ant), 4579 nucleotides. It is a transcript of the gene Cnot4, whose product is annotated as protein kinase 4. The coding region runs from base 245 to 3346 and encodes 1033 amino acids. Gene Ontology annotation, molecular function: metal ion binding; ubiquitin-protein transferase activity; RNA binding. The transcript is spliced from 16 exons. Gene Ontology annotation, biological process: protein ubiquitination. The record is from RefSeq and is a predicted model, not a curated record. Lineage: Eukaryota; Metazoa; Arthropoda; Insecta; Hymenoptera; Formicidae. Gene Ontology annotation, cellular component: CCR4-NOT complex.